Messenger RNA from Paraglomus brasilianum, 2298 nucleotides. The record is from the annotation of a GenBank genome assembly. NCBI's taxonomy places the organism in Eukaryota, Fungi, Glomeromycota, Glomeromycetes, Paraglomerales, Paraglomeraceae.
AUGGCUGCCUGCGAACACGUAUUAAAUACAAAACUGACGCCUCCUGAUCGUAAUACACAAAUCCAUAAGGAAGAAUGUACACAAUGCUUUGAUUCUCAGGACUUGCCUCAGGGAAUAGAUGUAUGCCUUUCUUGCUUUAAUGCUGGAUGCCUGGAUAAUGAUCGGCAUCAUGCAAAGCUUCAUUACCAGAAAACGAACCAUCCUUUGACAUUGAACAUACGUCGCACCGUAAAAGAGAAGCGCAAGAGAGCUAAUGAUGAGGAAGAGCCGCCGCUAAAGAUCAGCAAGCUGGCUAUUGUCCCCGAAGCUGAAGAAGAUAAAUAUGAAUAUUUCACCAAAGUCAAGUGUUAUUCUUGCGGAGAAAGCGAGAUCGAUAAGACUAGCGGUAUUUUACCAAUAAUCAUAGAUUCAGUCAUGACCUCCCUUUCAGCUUCCAAGAAAUCAGAAAUUCAAGCGUGGGAGCAGGAGAUUGUGACUUGUGAUCAUACCCGUCAACUUGUACAGGAUCCAAAGACUCUUUUAGAAUCUCAGUCAUUGGCACAUUGCAAUGAUUGUGAUCUAAAGGAAAACCUAUGGCUAUGCUUGACAUGUGGCAACCUUGGAUGUGGCAGACAACAGUUUGGUGGGAUUACCGGGAAUAGUCAUGGUGUGGCACAUUACGAAAAGACAAAGCAUCCUGUUUCCUGUAAGCUGGGAACUAUCACGCCAGAAGGCACUGCAGACAUUUUCUGCUAUCAAUGUGGGGAAUCCAGACUUGAUCCUCUCUUGGGACAACAUUUAUCUAAUUUUGGGAUUAAUGUCGCGUCUCAAGAAUUAGAACAGAACCUAAAAUUUGACUUCAGCAUGGUCACAGAAGAUGGUAGACAACUCGACCCUUUAUUUGGUCCUGGUCAUACUGGUAUCAAAAAUCUCGGGAACAGAGUUGAGAAGCAAAAGAAUAUAUAUACAUAUACAAACUUACUAGCUCUUGCUUCAUGGAAAAGUUGUUAUAUGGCUUCUGUAUUGCAGUCAAUCUUCUCGUUGGAUGAAUUUAAACAGAGAUACUUUCCGAAUGCAACGGAACAUUUUGUUACUUGUACGAAUAACCCAGCCGAGUGUCUGCAAUGUCAGAUGGCAAAGAUGGCCGAUGGAUUGUUGAGCGGGAGGUAUUCGAAUCCUGUCAAGUAUAUCGGUGAUGACGGGAAAGAGCAAACUAAACAGGAAGGGAUUAAACCAGUAAUGUUCAAGAGUUUGGUUGGGAAGGGACAUGAAGAGUUUUCUACCAUGAGGCAGCAAGAUGCUUUUGAAUUCUUUCAACAUAUGGUUACAAAAAUAGAACGAAAUGAACAUGCGACGACAGGCGGGGAUCCAACACGCAUCUUCAAAUUCAAGAGUCAACAAAGAUUGCAGUGUACAGCAAGAAAGAUUGAAAAUGCAGAAAAAAAAGAAGGCGAAGAAGAUCAGUAUGAACCUAUAUCUCUUGCAGAGUGUUUGGAUGCGUUUUCUGCUGAUAAUAUGGUUGAGUAUAAUUGUCAUAUUUGUCAGAAGACGACUGUAGCUCUAUCAAAUACACGAUUUUUAACGUUCCCAGAAGUACUUGCAGUUCAGAUGCGACGAUUUGAGUAUGUUAACUAUGUUCCACGAAAAUUAGGCGUCCCUGUGAUUCCUCCAAGCGGUCCUAUUAACUUUGACAAGUACAUUGGGCGUGGUUUGCAGGAAGGGGAAAAGCUUCUACCGGAAGAACAAGCAUCCGAGCCACAAGUAAAUGGAGCAGUGUUGAAUGAAUUGUUGUUAAUGGGAUUCCCAGAAAUACGCUGCAAGAAGGCAUUGAUUGCUACCGACAACAGAGAUGCCGAAACGGCUUUGAACUGGAUAUUUGGGCACAUGGAUGAUCCCGAUAUCGAUGCUCCUAUUCAGACAUCAAAAGCUGCUGGUCAAAGUGCAUCUGAACCACCAGAAGCGGUUGUUGCUAACAUGAUGGAUAUGGGCUUCUCGAGGGCUCGCGCGAUUAAGGCACUUAAAGAGACGAAUAAUAAUGCGGAGAGAGCAGUAGAGUGGCUGUUUAAUCACACGGAAGAAUCGGACGAAUCAAUGGAAACGGAAAAUGCUACUCAGCAAUUUGGAGACUCGACACUACCCGCCAACUAUGUUCUUCAAUGUGUUAUCUCACAUAAAGGCACUUCUGUUCAUUGUGGUCAUUACGUUGCUCACGUACAAGAAGAUGGCCAAUGGGUGUUCUUCAAUGAUGAAAAGGUCGUCGCUACUUCUGGUCCAACUCAUAGCGAAGCAUACUUUUAUUUAUUGAGGAGGGUGAGAUAA